AGUUUGUCCGGUUCUAGGGGGAGCUAGACAGUGUCAGCGGUCGCACUCGAUGCAGUUCUUCACAUUUACUCCGCCGGUGGAGGAACCCAAGCUCUGCGUUCAUGGGUUCAGCUGAAGCACAGAGUUUGCGAUCGGCGGUCUUGCCGCCAUCGACCAUCUUCGCGGGCUGCGUCUCAGCUCGAGCAGGGCGGCCGCGGCUCGGAGCGCAGCAGCAGUGGGGCGGUAGCACGUGAGCUGGUGGCUUCGCGGAGUCGAGGUGGGGGCAGUGAAGUGGAUGCAAUGGCCCACACGGCUGCAGUAAUUGUGGUACUCACAGGAAUUGUAGGGUUCCUACUGUACUUUUCAAUACAUAAGAUUGAAGAGGGACACCUUGCUGUUUAUUACAGGGGGGGAGCUUUGCUGACUUCUCCCAAUGGUCCAGGAUACCACAUCAUGUUGCCUUUCAUCACCACCUACAGAUCUGUCCAGACAACCCUGCAGACUGAUGAAGUGAAGAAUGUGCCUUGUGGGACGAGUGGAGGUGUGAUGAUCUAUUUUGAUCGAAUUGAGGUGGUGAACAUGUUGGUUCCCUCAGCAGUGGUGGAGAUUGUGAAGAACUACACUGCAGAUUACGACAAAACUCUGAUUUUUAACAAGAUCCAUCAUGAGCUCAACCAGUUCUGCAGCAUUCACACUCUUCAGGAGGUGUACAUUGAUUUAUUUGAUAUUAUCGAUGAGAACCUUAAGACUGCCCUUCAGAAAGAUCUGAAUGUCAUGGCCCCUGGUCUCACUGUGCAGGCUGUUCGUGUUACAAAGCCCAAAAUCCCAGAGGCUAUUAGGAGAAAUUUUGAACUGAUGGAGGCCGAGAAGACCCGUCUGCUCAUCACUACUCAGACUCAGAAGGUUGUGGAGAAGGAGGCAGAGACAGAGAGAAAGAAGGCCAUCAUUGAGGCACAGAAAGCUGCUCAAGUGGCAGAGAUUCGUUUUAAGCAGAAAGUGAUGGAGAAAGAGACUGAAAAGAAGAUUUCUGAAAUAGAGGAUUCCGCAUUCUUGGCAAGAGAAAAGGCCAAGGCAGAUGCAGAGUUCUACACAGCUGAGAAGUUUGCUGAAGCAAAUAGGGUGAAGUUGACACCAGAGUACUUGGAGCUCACAAAGUACCAGGCAAUUGCAGGCAACAGUAAAAUCUAUUUUGGCCAAGACAUCCCCCCCAUGUUUGUAGACAACAGCGCCUCCUGUGGGAAGACUCGGGCUGAGCUGGAUUUUUCAGAGCAGCUUGGGUUGCUGGGCCAGGCUGUCAAGACCCGGAAGGCAGCGCAAGGUCGAACCAGGCACUCUAGGGAUGACUCUGGCCAGUGAGAGAGAGAGCUUUAAGAUACUUAUGCUCUGUCUGGCCUAUGCAGAGGGUUGAUACUGGCAGAACCUUCUAGACUUCUGUCCUCAACGGUUGAAACUAUAUGUGGUUCCCAGCAAGAUCAGGAGGAUUAUCGCUUCUGAUUUUCAAUGAUGUAAUCAAGAAGUUUGCUGCAGAAAUUCAAAGGAAAGGGCUUUGCAACAGAAAUAAAUUUGAUAACCAGUGCAAAUGAAAAAUAAAUGUUAAAUGGUGGUAUUGCAAAUCUGGACAUACACACUACAUAUUAUAUAUAUGUAGUGUGUGUGUCCAAAUUUGCGAUUUAAAUUGUUCAGCCUUUCUUGAACUGGAAUUCUGGGGCAAAAUAUUAUCAGUCGUAUGUUGUAAGCAAUGAUAAGCAGAGAAUUUCUGAAGACUCGUUUGAAUCGCAGCUUUUUGUAGAUUCUCAGUCUUUACGCAUAAAACCAAUGUAAACACACAAGCAGUGUUUGGAGGUGAAUGUAAUGCAUCACUUGCUUUUAUAAUGAGGUGUCAUUUGAGAGGAGUAAAGCCCAUCUCGCCUCUGAUGGCAGGUACUUUUGAAGCAGAUAACAGAGAUACUGUGCGAAGGUUUACUUGUUAGGGUAAUAACUUUCUUUUAAUGGCAUCUUCAGAGCACUGCACACACAACGCUGUCCCUCUAGGAAACAGACAUGAAUAUUUUAAUGACACCCUGUCUUUAAGUCACCAGUUCUUAAAAAGACUAAGCCAUUUUCUGUGGAAACGAAGCGUUCUUUUAGACAUUCGUGUCUGUUGGUUUUACACUUGAAAUUUCUUCAUUGAAAUUAAUUUAUGAAAGUGGUUUUUGACAAUGGAUGGCUGGAUGGAUGGAUGUAAUGUGUAUGUUAAGUUCACAAUAGAGUGGAAACUGUCCACUGAUUUGAUAUGAUAGUUAAUUACAAUUCUUUUUUUUUCGGAGUCAACAAGGAAGUAAAUCAACUCUGACCUUUUAUUUAUCAGGAAAACAGGUCAUGCAAAUGCUUUUAAACUGCAUUAUAACCAAUCCUAUAAAAUAUCCAUGUUUAGUAAUGUUUAAUGCAUGAAUUAUUUGUGUGACAUUACAGGCCUGUAAUAACUUGAACAGGAAAAUACAACAUUUUUCAGCACUCAGAAUAUAUUCAUUCCUGUUACAUUGAUAGAGGUAACUAAUGUUCCAAAAGCUAAUUUUUUAGUAUGAUACGUGAACAUAUGAGCAUUUGCUUCACAUCAUAUUAUUAUUAAUGAAACAUUAUUCAUUUCAAUAUUUACCAUAAUCUGUAAAAUUUUUACUUCCAUUUCAGUCAUGUUUAUCCCAGCAGAGGGCGGCCUUUUUCUUCUAGACUUUGUUUAUUUCUCACAAAUGUGUCUCAGUGGAAGUUAACUUCACCCAGUCGAACACCUUUUACCUCAAUUUUAUGCACCAUAGUUUUAACAUAAUAAAAUUUGUCUUAAAAUAUGGGAUAUAAAUAAGAGUGAAUUAUUUUCAGAAGUGCUGGUGCAAAAGAAAUGUUAGAAAUGUUAAAUACAAGUUCCAUUAAUGCGAUCGGUGUGAUUUAUUAACAAAAUCUCAAAUGUUAAAUACUGAAAGCUUUUACCUGUUUUUGUAAAAUUGUUAUAGUGGUCAUGAAUAUUUCUGCUAAAUAUGAACGCAAUUCAACGUAAUCUAAUGUGAAUAAAAAAGACAGCUUCCUACAGUUUUU
This is a messenger RNA of Scleropages formosus (Asian bonytongue), 3045 nucleotides long. Its product is annotated as erlin-1-like. Gene Ontology annotation, biological process: SREBP signaling pathway. The record is from RefSeq and is a predicted model, not a curated record. Bases 280 to 1335 code for a protein of 351 amino acids. Gene Ontology annotation, cellular component: endoplasmic reticulum membrane; endoplasmic reticulum. The transcript is spliced from 12 exons. Lineage: Eukaryota; Metazoa; Chordata; Actinopteri; Osteoglossiformes; Osteoglossidae. Gene Ontology annotation, molecular function: ubiquitin protein ligase binding; cholesterol binding.